AAACAUGUACUCCACCACCCAAUCAGAACUCAGAGAAAUCCUACUCUUUCAAAUCCGUCCAAAUCCUUUUCCUUCCGCCACAUCUCUUGCACCAUUUCCACAUAGGCCCAAACCCAAAUCAAAACCAAAACAUUCACUAAGAAAGAAAGAAAGAGGUUUUAGUUUUUUAGCUUAUGCACACCAACUAACUCCUCCUAACUUCUUUCUCUGGGGUUCUUCUCCAUUUCAUUGGCUUUCAAAGUCACCAACACAAUUCUCCCUUCAAAGUUUCAAUGGCUGUUUCAACCAGCUUCUCGGGUGUAAAGUUGGAGGCUUUGUUGCUGAAAUGUGGUUCCUCCAAUGCUGCCACCACCACCACUCAUAUAUCAUGUUUUGGCAAAAACAGAAAGACACUUGUUCAGAGUCAGAGAGGGGCUAUUCGUUGUGAGGCUUCCUCUGCUUCUGAUGUUGUGGCUGAUGCCACCAAGAAAGCUGCUAGUGUCUCUGCUCUUGAGCAGCUUAAGACCUCUGCAGCUGAUAGGUAUACAAAGGAAAGGAGCAGCAUCAUGGUUAUUGGACUGAGUGUGCAUAGUACACCUGUGGAAAUGCGUGAAAAACUUGCCAUACCAGAAGCAGAAUGGCCAAGAGCCAUUGCGGAGCUUUGUAGUCUGAAUCAUAUUGAGGAAGCAGCUGUUCUGAGCACCUGCAACAGAAUGGAGAUAUAUGUUGUUGCUCUGUCCAAGCACCGCGGUGUCAAAGAAGUCACUGAAUGGAUGUCCAAAACAAGUGGGAUCCCGGUUGCAGACCUUUGCCAGCAUCAGUUUCUGCUAUACAACAAAGAUGCAACACAGCACCUUUUUGAAGUAUCUGCUGGUCUUGAUUCUCUUGUGUUGGGAGAAGGUCAAAUCCUUGCCCAGGUGAAGCAGGUUGUCAAAGUUGGACAAGGAGUGAAUGGCUUUGGGAGGAACAUUAGUGGACUAUUCAAGCAUGCAAUCACUGUGGGGAAGAGGGUUAGAACUGAGACAAACAUUGCUGCUGGUGCAGUUUCUGUUAGCUCAGCAGCUGUUGAACUGGCCCUGAUGAAGCUACCUGAAGCCUCACAUGCCAAUGCAAGGAUGCUGGUCAUUGGAGCUGGGAAAAUGGGAAAGCUUGUGAUCAAGCAUUUGGUGGCAAAAGGGUGCACAAAGAUGGUGGUUGUCAAUAGAAGUCAGGAGAGAGUUACUGCGAUCCACGAAGAAAUCAAGGAUGUUGAGAUAAUCUACAAGCCACUCUCGGAGAUGCUCACAUGUAUUGGUGAGGCAGAUGUGGUUUUCACCAGCACAGCAUCAGAGAAUCCAUUGUUCUUGAAGGAUGAUGUCAAGGACCUUCCUCCUGCCACCAAUGAAGUUGGUGGCCGUCGCCUGUUCGUCGAUAUUUCUGUUCCUAGAAAUGUUGGAUCAUGUCUCUCAGACCUUGAGUCUGUGAGAGUGUACAAUGUUGAUGACCUUAAGGAGGUUGUGGCAGCCAACAAAGAGGAUAGGCUAAGAAAAGCUAUGGAGGCUCAAGCAAUCAUUGGUGAAGAAUCAAAACAAUUUGAGGCUUGGAGGGACUCAUUGGAAACUGUCCCUACCAUUAAAAAGUUGAGGGCAUAUGCUGAAAGAAUAAGGUUGGCUGAGCUUGAGAAGUGCCUAGGUAAGAUGGGUGAUGAUAUCAACAAGAAGACACAAAGAGCUGUGGAUGAUCUUAGCAGGGGUAUAGUGAAUAAGUUGCUUCAUGGGCCAAUGCAACACUUGAGGUGUGAUGGCAGUGACAGCAGGACUCUAAGUGAGACCCUUGAGAACAUGCAUGCUUUGAAUAGAAUGUUCAACCUUGAGACUGAAAUAUCUGUUUUGGAGCAGAAGAUUCGAGCCAAGGUGGAGCAAAAGCCAUAGUGUGAGAGAUCUAGUACCAAUUUUUCAUUCAUAACACUCAUUUAUUUACUCUAUUUAGGCUUAAGAAUCAUGCAAUCUUUGAUUGAAUGAUUGAAACAGUAAAAGUCCCCAAGAACUUCAAUUGAUUAGUGGUGUCUCAGUGUCUACUUGGCCUAACUCCUGUGUUGAACUUUUAUGUCGGGUGUUUCCAAGGUUUUCUUCCAUAGUCGUUUGCCUCUAUGCCUAAAAUUUGUUUAUUAUUAUAUGCAAAAUAGAGGUGUUAUGUACAAUGUACUAUACUAUUAUGGUGAGCUUUGUAUCUAUCACGAAUAAUCUAUGCCCAAAAUGAGUCUCCUGUUAAUAAUCUUCUGAGUUUCUAUACAAACCGAGAUUGAUUUUUAUUGUUCUU
Messenger RNA from Glycine soja, 2277 nucleotides. Its product is annotated as glutamyl-tRNA reductase 1, chloroplastic-like. Lineage: Eukaryota; Viridiplantae; Streptophyta; Magnoliopsida; Fabales; Fabaceae. Gene Ontology annotation, molecular function: NADP binding; glutamyl-tRNA reductase (NADP+) activity. The coding region runs from base 273 to 1889 and encodes 538 amino acids. The record is from RefSeq and is a predicted model, not a curated record. The transcript is spliced from 3 exons. Gene Ontology annotation, biological process: tetrapyrrole biosynthetic process.